Molecule: messenger RNA, 2544 nt
Organism: Eleginops maclovinus (Patagonian blennie)
Lineage: Eukaryota; Metazoa; Chordata; Actinopteri; Perciformes; Eleginopidae
Gene: tmem165
Product: transmembrane protein 165
Exons: 6
Coding region: 183-1100 (305 amino acids)
Biological process (GO): manganese ion transmembrane transport; Golgi calcium ion homeostasis; calcium ion transmembrane transport
Cellular component (GO): Golgi apparatus
Molecular function (GO): calcium ion transmembrane transporter activity; manganese ion transmembrane transporter activity
Source: RefSeq, a predicted model, not a curated record
GCGGUAGCAAGAUUCACAUAUAUUCUCUGUGAUCGUGACGUGUAUUACCGAAUAGUUCCUUGUAUUGUAUAGCUAGGUGGUUAAUAUGAAGUUAGCCAGGGUUGUUGCCAAUGACAUUAAGUGAUCCACGGACGACAAAAUAAAGCACAAACUUGUCUCUGGUCAGUAUUUUGGACGCCAGAAUGCCUCUCUUGGUCGGCGGAGAACACCGACGGGCUGAUAGAAAUGUGAUGCGCUUCUGGUUUCUGCUAUCCGCCGCCGUGUUGUUGUUGUCGGUCGGAGUUUCUGCCGUUCCAGAGGAGCACAAACCUGUCCAAGAGCUACCCCCACAAGAGAAAACAAGUCCCCAUCCAAUAGGCCCAGCAGUUUCUGAAGAUGGCUCCAACAAAGGGAACCUGGGUUUCAUCCAUGCCUUCGUGGCCUCUAUCUCUGUCAUCAUCGUCUCUGAGUUGGGAGACAAAACAUUUUUCAUUGCAGCCAUCAUGGCCAUGCGUUACAACCGCCUCACCGUGUUGGCAGGUGCCAUGCUGGCCUUGGGGCUGAUGACCUGUCUUUCCGUGCUAUUUGGCUAUGCCACUACCAUCAUCCCGAGAAUCUACACUUACUAUGUGUCCACCGCUCUGUUCGCCAUCUUUGGUGUACGCAUGCUGCGGGAGGGGCUCAAGAUGAGUCCAGAUGAAGGCCAGGAGGAGCUGGAGGAGGUUCAGGCAGAGAUCAAGAAGAAGGAUGAAGAGCUCCAGCGUGCCAAGCUGGUAAAUGGGACGGCAGAUGUGGAGGCUGGGACAGGGACCGCCAUGCCUCAGGGAAACUGGCACAGCAUCAUCUCACCCAUCUUCAUCCAGGCCCUCACCCUGACCUUCCUGGCAGAGUGGGGGGACCGCUCGCAGCUGACCACCAUUAUCCUAGCUGCGCGAGAGGAUCCAUUUGGAGUCGCCGUGGGCGGUACACUUGGACACUGUAUGUGUACAGGACUGGCUGUGGUAGGAGGGAGAAUGAUCGCCCAGAAAAUAUCUGUCAGAACAGUGACAAUCAUCGGCGGGAUAGUUUUUCUGGCCUUCGCCUUCUCGGCCCUGUUCAUCAAGCCAGAUGCUGGAUUUUAAUUUGAAGAGAGACUUUCAGGUUUUUUUUUCUCUGUACAUAUGUGUCGAAUUUGGUUAAGUUGCUGUAGAGAGACUGUAGUUUUGACUCUGUGUGUGUCCAACAGACAGUGGCGGGCUAAACAGACAGUCCUGUGUUCAUCUCCUAGCUAGCCUCUGUUCCACCACCGUCUGUAACUCUGGGGGGUAAAGACUUCACUUUGUACCAUUUCCCAAAAGUCUUAAGAGUCAAUGCACCUUAAAGCCUUGUUGGAGGUGUUAUCCAAGCAAUGUACAGAAGUUUGAUAUUAAACGUAGAAAAGAAAACCAUGGAUCUUUUUCUGGAAGUCUGACUUGUACAUCUUGAUGGGAGAAAAACAUGGAAAUACAGAGGCUAGUUAAGAGUAUGGGACUUGACUGUGGCUCUCAGAAAGAGCUGUACUCUCAUCACAAGGUGUGUGAGCGAAGGAAGGCUGGAUUGUUACUGAUUACAACCCCCCCCCGACAGAGCCCUACAUGCAGUACUUCCCUCAACGCUAAGCCGUCAAUUAGACACUUAGUCCAUUUAAAAAUAUUUGCUUUUUUUUUCUCUUUGUUUUUAAAUGUUAUUUUGUCAUGAGCCCAGGAGCUGCCAGUUCACUCUUAGAGGAGUCCUUCCAUCUUCCUCUUUGGGUGAUGCAUCUGAUCUUCCACAUAAGUGAGACAUUACAUUGUAAUUUCCCAGAGAUUUUAUAUCAGGCUUCAUCCAAGAAUUCCUCUUGGUUUAUCGUCUGUUUCAAAAAUAAAAGCAGUCUUUUAAAGAGAAGGAGACAUGAACCACUAGAAACCUGUGUCCAGGUGUGGCUUAACCUACGUUGGUUUGGAGCUACAUCACAGCUUAAGAUUGCUAAUGUGUUCAAAACAAUAAUCACAAAUUGGACAUAUGGAUCGGGGCACUUCAACAUUUCCUGCUUUUGGUUUUGGGAGCUGAUAUUGAACAAAACUGGUUGAAGAAAGGCCAGUACUCGCCUCACACUCCCCCACACACGUUCACACUUCCUCAGAGAUUAAAGCCAUUAAAUACGAACCUCGCUGCCUCUACCGUUGCUGCCCCGAAUCACUAAAUAAAUGAUAUCAUCAGGUACUGAAUAAAGGACGGAAAUGUAUCCAACUAGAAACGUCCAUUAUAAGUCACUCCUUUAGCCAUAAGCAGCUGUGUUGUAGCUACAGCGACACCUGAACACAUUUCACCUUUUAUUUAAAGUGGUAUCUAUUUAUUUAGCUUCAUGUUCAUGUACUGUAGCAGCAGAAAGGACGGGAGAGGUAACCAUAAACAAGGAAUGGAAAUAUUUUUUUAAAAGGCAGAAGCUGCAUUGUCAAUAUUUGACAGGCUGUGCCCAGCUGUGAAAUACUUCUGUUUGUGAUACAGGUUGGUUGUAAUGCCUAUAUAUCUCAAUUGCUCAAUAAAAAUAUUUCAUGUGUUGUCUGA